Molecule: messenger RNA, 657 nt
Organism: Penaeus chinensis
Lineage: Eukaryota; Metazoa; Arthropoda; Malacostraca; Decapoda; Penaeidae
Exons: 6
Coding region: 161-595 (144 amino acids)
Source: RefSeq, a predicted model, not a curated record
UCGUAAGCGCAUCAUGGGUUACUCCGUGGCGCUCUAGGUUACGGAGUGGGUGAAAUCUUGUGUCUUUAGAUUGGUACGUGAUAAAGCUCGGUGAAAUCUUGUGUCUUUAGAUUGGGUCUCCAGUUGCCCAGUGACAUCACUCAAAGCCCCGCAUGACGUCAUGGAAGGUGGGAGGAGCCAGUCCACCGGCCUUCUGGCUGUGGUCGCUGUGGCUUCAAUAAUCAGUCUGAACAAAAUUUCAGUGGAAGGAUCAUCAAGUAUUCCGGAUGUGAAUUUUGUCUACGAUAUGACGAAAUUUCCAAGCUAUACCAAAGCUUUUUGUAUCACUGGAGAUGAUACAUCGAGGCUUACUGGGAGCACUAUACCAAACUACGAUAACCCUACAGUGAAAGAAUCCCCAGAGAAGAACAGAAUAGACUUCACACUGGACAGUGACAUGAGGUUGAUCAGUCGAGUACUGGUGUGUGCAGACGAAGCCGGCAACAAUGUAACAGUUCCAGUCAUGAGUGAUUUAGCGGUCUACACUCCCCAGCGGAUUGCUGUGACCGUCAGCCAGGGGCAAGAAGGUGCGCCUGAGAUUGGAGACCAAUAUUGACAAUGACUACGUGUGUUGGCAGAAAGAACCCUAUCAGCGUGGAAAGUGGGACAAAGCAGGUG